GUUUGCCGUUUUCUGUAACUUAAAACAACAGAUAUGGAAGAUGCCCACACACACCUGCUGUCUCUGUUAGAAGAUAAAGAUGCAGCCUUUUUUGCUGUUUAUGAUGGUCAUGGAGGAGCUAAGGUUGCUCAGUAUGCAGGAUCUCAUCUCCACAAGAAAAUAGUUGGUCAACCAUCAUACAAAAAGGGUAAGAUCGAGGAAGCGAUUAAAGAAGGGUUUUUAGCUGUGGAUUCUGACAUGUUGGAAGGUAGGUCUUUUUUGUAAAUAAUUUUUGUAUUAAUGUGUUGGAAGA
Limulus polyphemus (Atlantic horseshoe crab) is the source of this 292-nucleotide messenger RNA. Its product is annotated as probable protein phosphatase 2C T23F11.1. Gene Ontology annotation, molecular function: protein serine/threonine phosphatase activity; cation binding. Gene Ontology annotation, biological process: protein dephosphorylation. The record is from RefSeq and is a predicted model, not a curated record. NCBI's taxonomy places the organism in Eukaryota, Metazoa, Arthropoda, Merostomata, Xiphosura, Limulidae. Bases 34 to 264 code for a protein of 76 amino acids. The transcript has 2 exons.